Eimeria maxima is the source of this 1149-nucleotide messenger RNA. RefSeq lists its product as hypothetical. The record is from RefSeq and is a predicted model, not a curated record. The coding region runs from base 1 to 1149 and encodes 382 amino acids. The transcript is spliced from 4 exons. NCBI's taxonomy places the organism in Eukaryota, Apicomplexa, Conoidasida, Eucoccidiorida, Eimeriidae.
AUGAUAGAUCUUGGAUUUAUUCCUUGUUAUGAGGAAGAUACAGCAGCAGCAGCAAAAACAACAACAACAGCAGCAACAACAGCAGCAACAGCAGCAGCAGCAACAGGAAGAACAGGAGGAUUAAUAUGCCUACCUGAUGGUACAAUUGCUAGGGUUUUGUAUAUAAAAGGAGAAAGAAAAGAAAGUAAUGGAUGGACAUGUACAUACACUAGACCUGAAUGGCGUCUAGAAUCUGCUGCAGCAGCAGCAGCAGCAGCUGCUGCUGCUGCGGAUGCUGGGAAGCAACAGCAGCAACAGCAACAGCAACAGCAGCAACAGCAGCAGGCAGCAGCAAAACGGCUGCGACUAAGCUUAGGGAAAGUUGGGGGACAAACGGUGCUGCGUGUUGGGGAAGAGAGCAGCAGCAGCAGCAGCAGCAGCAGCAGCAGCACUGGUGCUGUGCUUCAAGAAAUCCCAGAUGGCAUUGCUGCAGCAGCAGCAGCAGCAGCAGAAGCAGCAGCAGCAGAUGCUGAAGGGGGGUUUCUUCAAUCCGACCUCGAGAAACUGCAGCCUUUGGAUACUCUGCUGCACCAACUGUGGACUCCUGCUGCUGGGGGGCCCCCUCAAGGGGGGGCCCCUCAAGACAGGGGCACUCAAGAGGGGCCCCCAGGGGCCCCAUGCAAACCCUGUCCUGCUACUAAAGAGGGCCCACCCGAGGGUCCAACGCUUUCUCAGGGCCCCCCCUCUGGAUCUGCUGGUGCUGGGGGCCCCUUACCUUCUGUAGGUGCUGACGACUUGAACCCUCCUGUGGGCCCCCCCAACCUUGGGGGCCCCCCUGGGGGCCCCUGGGGCCUAGGGGGUUCAGGAGGGUCCUUGGUGGGCCCCUCGCAUCCUUUAUUUGGCAUGCAAGGAGAUAAUAACAGGGACUUUAGGGGGGGGCCCCCGCUACCCCCAGGGGCCCGUUAUGACCCUAUGGGGCCCCUAGGCACAGACCCUGCUCCUGACCAUACCCCUUUCCUUCCUUAUGAAACUCCGGGGGGCCCCGGGGUCCCAGGGGCCCCUGGGGCCCCUGGGGUCCCCAGGAACAGGGGGCCCCCCUUCGGUGGGGGGCCCUCCCUCGGGCCUUUUGGGGGAGGAGGAGGCCUAGGAGGUGGCGGUUUCUUCAUGUGA